Molecule: messenger RNA, 3039 nt
Organism: Scedosporium apiospermum
Lineage: Eukaryota; Fungi; Ascomycota; Sordariomycetes; Microascales; Microascaceae
Exons: 7
Coding region: 1-3039 (1012 amino acids)
Biological process (GO): establishment or maintenance of actin cytoskeleton polarity
Cellular component (GO): microtubule cytoskeleton; cell tip
Molecular function (GO): protein binding
Source: RefSeq, a predicted model, not a curated record
AUGCCCAAACUACAAAUAAUACGUGCCGGUACGUACAGGUCCUCCGAGCAAGAUGAUCGCCAGCAAGCCGUUGCAGCCCCCUUCAGCCACCCGCGUUACUGGGCCAGACUUUGCAAAGUAAAGUACACGGGCACCAAGCACUGCACAUUCCGAGACACUAUUGAUCUCCAAGAUCACGACCGUCCUUCGGCACAGGACCACUCCAAAUCCAACCUGCGCAACAGUAACAGUCCUUCCUUGAACAUAGGUCCCCACCAGGCCGAAACCCUUAGAGACGUUGCACACGAAACCGCCGACGAGAAUCUCCGCAGCCCCCGCCUGGUGUGGGACAAGCCAACCGAGCUCCAAGGCGAUCACGACCACGAUCACGGCGACGACCGAGACCUCGACGACCUCGAGAUAGAUCUCGAUUUCGACGAUUCCGAAAUUAAAUCUCGCGCGCGCUCCAACUCCGACCUCGACGAAGAUCACCCCAACUCCCGCUCGAAUAGCAUGAUGCACCAGCAAGAUGCGCUGGCCGUUGCCCAGAAUGGAGGCAUCCAGGAUGAUAGCGACAUGGAGAUGGACGGCGAUGACUACGAUGACGAUAUGACCGGGGGAAUCUCGAGUUCCCCCUCCAUUGAGGAUGUGGAUUCUCUGCCGGGUGCCGCUCGCAUGAUGACCUCCUCUACUCCAUCCCCAAAUACAUCUCGCACCACUCCUCCUGUGAUAUUCCCGGCCCCGAGCGAGACCGGGCCCUCGAUUCCCGACCCGUCGCCUAUGCGAGCUACUCCACCUCAAGGUCCUAUCGAGAUGAUUGGAGACGACCUCUUAGUGGGGGUCCCGGGACAGAGACAUAUUGAGAAUAUAGGUCGUCAUCACCAUCUUCUUCUUCCGCUUCAAACCGCCGAUCCUAGCGCGCCCGAGACCAGCGACGACGACCCAAUCUCCGGAACUAGCCAUGACUGCGACCGUCUCCACCCACCUAGAGCGAGAACCUCGAGCGUUGGCGACGACUACCCUCUCUACUAUUCCGAAUCCCUAAUUUCUGAGAUGGAAGAGGAGCUGUCGCGCUGGCCAUCGGGUCAUGGUCCCCCUAGCAUUGACUUUCACACAAAGCGAAAGGAGUUCGAACGGGGCGAGCACAUCAACAAUCCUAAUGAGUUACCUGGAGGCGAACUCGACGGCCUUACGAUUCCCUACAUCCCGAGCGAAGAAGAAGAAGCAGAUGAUGAUGAUGAUGGUGACGACGAGAGCGACAUCUCAUUCCCCGAUGAUCCCCUGUACGUUGACUCGGAAGGCCAGGCGAACGCGACCAAGGGCGAUACCAUGGUGUUGCUAGACGACAGCAAUAGCUACUGGUGGUUGGUGAGAAUAGUCAAAGAUAGCAGUAUAGGAUAUCUACCCGCCGAGCAUAUCGAGACCCCUACCGAGAGGUUAGCGCGUUUGAACAAGCAUCGGAAUAUUGACCUCUCUGCCACGAUGCUUGGCGACCAAACCGCUGAGAAGUCGAAACCAACCUUCAAGACCGCUAUUCGUAGGCGGAAGAAGACGGUAACCUUUGCGGCCCCGACAUACGUCGACUACGAAGACUUUGACUACUCCAGCGAUGACGAAGACCAAGAGGAAAUCUUUGCCCAACAACAGAUGGCGGCUAGACAAGCUCGCGAGCAGCAACAGCAGCAACAGGUUACGGCCUCAUCAGCUGAGAUCGAAGAAGUCGAGAUAGAUUCAGAGAGCGAAAUCGAGGACGAAACAGCAAAGGUCGAACCGUUGAAACCGCGUGUCGUCAAGGAAACCGUCAAGACGCCAGAACCUGCAAAGACAACAACAUCGACUGAUGAUUCCCAUAUGAAGCGUGCGAGCGAAGAAAUGUUCGACGGAAAGUCGGACGGUGUCAGCCGCUCGAGAAACGGCACGGUCCGGAACACAGACUCGUUCUUCAAGGAUGACACCGUUGAGACCAAGAAGAUCACCCUCACACCCAACCUGCUUAGGGACGACAACACACCCCGCGAUUCCACAGAAUCCAAGGAGCUCCGGCCACGGCCAAGCCUUGACAAGGUUCUCGAUAAGGACAAGGACGACAAGAAGAAGAGGGAUAAGGAUAAGAAGGACAAGGAUAAGAAGCCUAGCGUCAUCCGCAAUUUCUUCUCUCGUAAGGACAAGAAGAAGGGUGGCGCCGAUGACUAUGACGACGACCCGAAGAAAUCGAUGGAUGGCAAUGAACCUCGGGAUAGCAAGGAGCAGGAGGAAGUGGAGGGAGGAGAUGGCUGGACCGACAAGUCCGCCGCCGGCCCUCAGCGACACCCGAGCAAGCUCCAGAAGCAGCAACCCCGAACGGAACCUUCGCCCACGCGCGGCAAGGGCCCCACGGCACAAAAGCCCGCGGACAUUGGCGCUUACAUUUCCGAGACCAGGAACGACGUUUCCAACGUUCCGCCGGCGACCAUGCGUAUUGUGGACUCAGAAACGCAAGAGACCAAGAAAGUCUCGUCGCAGCCGACAAAGGAGGAAUCGUCGCGGACCAACGGAUCCUCCCAGGAAUCCACCAAUGUCGGGAACGGUACAUCAACAGCGCAGGAGACCGAACGUGGCCCUCGUGCGCAGCCCCAGCAGCCCAACGACCGGCAAACGGAUUCGCCAGUGCGGUCGUCUCCUACGAGCGCCAGCCGCCCUCCGCCACUCAUGGUGGACACGUCGAGCCAAGAAGACCACUCGGCAUCGCCAUCGCCCGAACUCGUCGACAUCGACACCGAGGGGUCCACCACCCUCCGCAAGCAGGACUCCGUUACGACCAACUCUACGUCCACCGCGGAGUCGACUGCUACCUGGAACGACGCCAAGCUGCGAGCCUUUUUCGAGACUGGAACGGAUAUCAGGGACAUGCUCGUCGUGGUGUACGACAAGACCGACGUGGCACCAGCUGGCCCGGACCAUCCUCUGGUGGGAUCGCUCUUUAGGGAGCAGAAUGCCAAAUUGGCGGAGAUUACUACUCAACUUGACAACAUGCUUGGCGAUUGGCUCGCCAGGAAGCAACGGUUGCGAGGCACCAUCUAG